This is a messenger RNA of Ipomoea nil (Japanese morning glory), 849 nucleotides long. Its product is annotated as C-Myc-binding protein homolog. The transcript is spliced from 5 exons. Gene Ontology annotation, molecular function: transcription coactivator activity. Lineage: Eukaryota; Viridiplantae; Streptophyta; Magnoliopsida; Solanales; Convolvulaceae. Bases 269 to 643 code for a protein of 124 amino acids. Gene Ontology annotation, cellular component: nucleus. Gene Ontology annotation, biological process: regulation of DNA-templated transcription. The record is from RefSeq and is a predicted model, not a curated record.
CAAAUUUGAAAGAGAAAAUUCCUUUUAUACCCUAUACACAAGUGCAAAAACUUUUUAAAAGGUACAUCCGAAAGUCUGAGAUGUUGAUUGCACCAAGGUGUUCAGCGUAAUUUCCCAAAAGGAGAACCAGAGGCCGGAGAGCGGAAGUCAUCCAAGAUUCAGUCCGAUCUGUUCCCCUCCCAAUCCAACUCCGGCACCUUCCGGCGCACAACUGCCACCAUUCAUGCUCGCCUGAACUACAAUUUUCAGCAUUGAACUCUAGGAGAAAAUGGAAAAGGAAGCAAAGAAAGAAGCGUUCAGAAAAUAUCUGGAGUCAAGUGGAGUCCUCGAUAGUCUGACAAAAGUUCUUGUUGCACUGUAUGAACAGAACGACAAGCCUUCUUCUGCAAUCGAAUUCGUCCAACAAAAAUUGGGCGGCCCGGCAGUGUCUGAUUAUGAAAAGCUACAAGCUGAAUUCUCGGAUUUGCAAACUCGGUACAAUGAACUUCUAACCGCACACCAGGAAAAAUGUAGAGAGUUAGAAGAACUGAAAAACUCGAGAGCUAAAGCAUUCGCCAAGGAGACCAACGACCCCAAGGCGGACGAUCCUAACGAAGGCGUUUCGAGCAUAGAAACAUCUACUAAAGAGUUGUCAAUUGCAUAGUGAACUCUUGAAUUCUUCCUGGAAAAUGGUUUCUGUAUUCACACUCUAAUGAGGGCUUGUAAUGUGAUACAUACAUUUUAGUGUAAUCAUUAAUUUCUUUGAGACCUAUAUAUAUAUAUAUAUAUAUAUGCUGCUUUCCUGGUGAUUGGCUUGUGUAUCUUUUGAAUGUAUUUGCCAAAUAAAUACAGAAAAAUUAUACAAAUCUG